Messenger RNA from Perca fluviatilis (European perch), 6395 nucleotides. RefSeq lists its product as uncharacterized. The coding region runs from base 623 to 6286 and encodes 1887 amino acids. The record is from RefSeq and is a predicted model, not a curated record. Lineage: Eukaryota; Metazoa; Chordata; Actinopteri; Perciformes; Percidae. The transcript has 26 exons.
GUAUUUCUUUCAUAACGACGACUGCACUCUGAGAAUCAGAGACCUGAGAGAGAGUGACUCUGCUGAGUACAAGUUCAGGUUCAUAACAAACCGUGGUGGUUUCACUGGUUCACCUGGAGUCACUCUGUCUGUUACAGACCUCCAGGUGCAGGUGACAAGAUCAUGGACCCAGGGAGAGCUGAGGUGUCACAGCAGCUGUAAUGUACCUGAUAAUCCUUCAUAUGUCUGGUUCAAUAAUGGACAGAAAAUGGAUGGAGAAACAUCUUCUUCUCUCAGAGUCUCUGUUGAAGAUAACAACAGCUAUUCCUGUGCUGUUACAGGAUAUGAAGAUUACCGCUCUCCUCCAGUGUAUGCUCCAAAGGUUGGUCCCCUGUCUCUGACUCCCACUGGGGAGAUCAGAGAGAACAGGAGAGUGACUCUGACCUGUAGCAGUGAUGCUAACCCAGCAGCUACUUAUACCUGGUACAAGGAUGGUAAACCUCUCUAUAAAAAGACACAGAUUGUCUUCAGCUCCAUCCAGUCCUCUGACUCUGGACGUUAUUACUGUACAGCUGAGAACAAGUUGGGGAGGAGGACAUCUGAAUCCAUCUCUAUUGAUGUGAAAUAGACCAGAGGAGCAGCUAUGAGUUUAACAGCAGCAGCGAGUGGAUUUGUUGUCUUCCUUCUCUCUGUACAAGUGAUACAGGGUCAGGAUGGCUGGGGAGUGACUUACACCUCUACUCAGAUCUGUGCUGUUAAAGGAUCAACAGUGAACAUACCCUGCAGCUACACAUACCCAUCCUGGAGGAAAGGCAGUGUUACUACAGUUGAGAAAACAUUAUGGUUUACUAAAAUGAAUAAUUAUGAACCUGUAGAUCUGACAACAGACUCAGAAUAUUCACGUCGUGUGCAGUACAGUUCUAAUAACAAGGACUGCACUCUGAGAAUCUCAGACCUGAGAGAGAGAGACUCAGCUGUGUACAAGUUCAGGUUCACAACAAACCAAGAAGGUGGAAGAUAUACCGGUUCACCUGGAGUCACUUUGUCUGUCACAGCAGGUCUCCAGGUGAUAUCACAUUCUAACAGGCUGGAGUGUCGGAGCAGUUGUCGUCUACCUAAUAAUCCUUCCUAUGUCUGGUACAAGAAUGGACAGGAAAUUCAGGCAAAAACAUCUUAUUAUUUAUACCCUGUGAAUAAGUCAGACAGCUAUUCCUGUGCUCUUCAAGGAUAUAAGGAUUUCCCCUCUCCUUCAGUGUGUGUCCAAGGUGAAUCCUGCAACAGAGUGACGUACACUGACAGAAGCAUCUGCGCCUCCAAAGGCUCUUCAGUGAACAUUUCCUGCUUGUACAACAGCUACAAUUAUCCUGACAAAUCAACAUUCUGGUUCAGUCGUGAGCGUAAUCAUCGAGGGCAGAAUCCUUCCCAGCCUGAAGACCUUAGUACAGACUCCCAGUAUACAGGUCGUGUUCAUGUUGAAACAGAGAGAGGACGCUCCACUCUGAGAAUCUCUGACCUGAGAGAGAGAGACUCAGCUGAGUAUCACUUCAAGUUCAUAACACCAAGAUUUGAAUGGAGUAGUUUACCUGGAACAACUCUGACUGUCACAGCUCUGCAGGUGCAGGUGAUCAGAGUAACAGUCCAGCAGUCUUCUACCGAGGCAGAGCUGAAGUGUCACAGCAGCUGCAGUCCAGCUGGUGGUCUCUCCUACGUCUGGUUCAAGAACAGAGAACACAUUACCUCGGUGGAGACAUCUACUUAUACAACCUGGUUUAAUCCCACAGACGUCUUCUCCUGUGGGUUGAAAGGACAUGAGAAGUUCCCCUCUCCUUCAGUGUUGAUACAGGGUCAGGAUGGCUGGGGAGUGACUUACACCUCUACUCAGAUCUGUGCUGUUAAAGGAUCAACAGUGGAAAUACACUGCAGCUACACAUACCCAUCCUGGUGGGAAGGCAGUGUUACUAGAGUUGAGCGAACAUUCUGGUUCACUAAGUUGCAGAAUGAAGAGCCUGUGGAUCUGAGAACAGACUCAAAGUAUUCAGGUCGUGUGCAGUACAGGUGUCAUGAGAAGAGCUGCACUCUGAGAAUCUCAGACCUGAGAGAGAGAGACUCUGCUGAGUACAAGUUCAGGUUCACAACAAACCAAGAAGGUGGAAGAUAUACUGGUUCACCUGGAGUCACUUUGUCUGUCACAGGUCUCCAGGUACAGAUACGUGGAUCAAGAUCAUGCCGUUCUGAAACCUGUACAUGGGCACAGCUGAAGUGUCACAGCAGUUGUAGCCUACCUGGUCGUUCUUCCUACAUCUGGUACAAGAAUGGAGAGAAAAUAAAUAAAGAAACAUCAUCUUCUUAUUCAGACUACUUUUAUCCUCCUGACAGCUAUUCCUGCGCCCUUAAUGCAUAUGAGGAUUCCCCCUCUCCUUCAGUGUGUGGCCAUGGACAUUCAUGCAACACAGUGACGUACACUGACAGAAGUGUCUGCGCCUUCAAAGGUUCUUCAGUGGACAUUUCUUGCACUUACAAAAGUCUUAACUCUAUCACAUCAACAUUCUGGUUCAGUCCUGAACGUAGUCAUCGUUGGCAGAAUCCUUCCCAGCCUGAAGACCUUAGUACAGACUCCCAGUAUACAGGUCGUGUUCAUGUUGAAACAGAGAGAGGACGCUCCACUCUGAGAAUCUCUGACCUGAGAGAGAGAGACUCAGCUGAGUAUCACUUCAAAUUCAAGACACCAAACUUUGAGUGGAGGAGUUUACCUGGAACAACUCUGACUGUCACAGCUCUGCAGGUGCAGGUGAUCAGAGUAACAGUCCAGCAGUCUUCUACCGAGGCAGAGCUGAAGUGUCACAGCAGCUGCAGUCCAGCUGGUGGUCUCUCCUACGUCUGGUUCAAGAACAGAGAACACAUUACCUCGGUGGAGACAUCUACUUAUACAACCUGGUUUAAUCCCACAGACGUCUUCUCCUGUGGGUUGAAAGGACAUGAGAAGUUCCCCUCUCCUUCAGUGUUGAUACAGGGUCAGGAUGGCUGGGGAGUGACUUACACCUCUACUCAGAUCUGUGCUGUUGAAGGAUCAACAGUGGAAAUACACUGCAGCUACAGAUACCCAUCCUGGUGGAAAGGCAGUGCUACUAGAGUAGAGAAAACAUUAUGGUUUACUAAAAUGAAUUAUCAUGAACCUGUAGAUCUGACAACAGUCUCAGAAUAUUCAGGUCGUGUGCAGUACAGUUCUAAUGACAAGGACUGCACUCUGAGAAUCUCAGACCUGAGAGAGAGAGACUCAGCUGUGUACAAGUUCAGGUUCACAACAAACCAAGAAGGUGGAAGAUAUACCGGUUCACCUGGAGUCACUUUGUCUGUCACAGCAGGUCUCCAGGUGAUAUCACAUUCUAACAGGCUGGAGUGUCGGAGCAGUUGUCGUCUACCUAAUAAUCCUUCCUAUGUCUGGUACAAGAAUGGACAGGAAAUUCAGGCAAAAACAUCUUAUUAUUUAGACCAUGUGAAUAAGUCAGACAGCUAUUCCUGUGCUCUUCAAGGAUAUAAGGAUUUCCCCUCUCCUUCAGUGUGUGUCCAAGGUGAAUCCUGCAACAGAGUGACGUACACUGACAGAAGCAUCUGCGCCUCUGAAGGCUCUUCAGUAAACAUUUCCUGCUUGUACAACAGCUACAAUUAUCCUGACAAAUCAACAUUCUGGUUCAGUCGUGAGCGUAAUCAUGGAGGGCAGAAUCCUUCCCAGCCUGAAGACCUUAGUACAGACUCCCAGUAUACAGGUCGUGUUCAUGUUGAAACAGAGAGAGGACGCUCCACUCUGAGAAUCUCUGACCUGAGAGAGAGAGACUCAGCUGAGUAUCACUUCAAGUUCAUAACACCAAGAUUUGAAUGGAGUAGUUUACCUGGAACAACUCUGACUGUCACAGCUCUGCAGGUGCAGGUGAUCAGAGUAACAGUCCAGCAGUCUUCUACCGAGGCAGAGCUGAAGUGUCACAGCAGCUGCAGUCCAGCUGGUGGUCUCUCCUACGUCUGGUUCAAGAACAGAGAACACAUUACCUCGGUGGAGACAUCUACUUAUACAACCUGGUUUAAUCCCACAGACGUCUUCUCCUGUGGGUUGAAAGGACAUGAGAAGUUCCCCUCUCCUUCAGUGUUGAUACAGGGUCAGGAUGGCUGGGGAGUGACUUACACCUCUACUCAGAUCUGUGCUGUUAAAGGAUCAACAGUGGAAAUACGCUGCAGCUACACAUACCCAUCCUGGUGGAAAGGCAGUGUUACUAGAGUUGAGAGAACAUUCUGGUUCACUAAGUUGCAGGAUAAAGAUCCUGUGGAUCUGAGAACAGACUCAAAGUAUUCAAGUCGUGUGCAGUACAGUUGUCAUGAGAAAAUCUGCACUCUGAGAAUCUCAGACCUGAGAGAGAGAGACUCAGCUGUGUACAAGUUCAGGUUCACAACAAACCAAGAAGGUGGAAGAUAUACCGGUUCACCUGGAGUCACUUUGUCUGUCACAGGUCUCCAGGUGCAGAUACGUGGAUCAAGAUCAUGCCGUUCUGAAACCUGUACAUGGGCAGAGCUGAAGUGUCACAGCAGUUGUAGCCUACCUGGUCGUUCUUCCUACAUCUGGUACAAGAAUGGAGAGAAAAUAAAUAAAGAAACAUAUUCUUAUUCAGACUACUUUUAUCCUCCUGACAGCUAUUCCUGCGCCCUUAAUGCAUAUAAGGAUUCCCCCUCUCCUUCAGUGUGUGGCCAUGGACAUUCAUGCAACACAGUGAUGUACACUGACAGAAGCGUCUGCGCCUUCAAAGGUUCUUCAGUGGACAUUUCUUGCAAUUACAGCAGUUACAGAGAUCAAGUUGAAUCUACAUUCUGGUUCAGUCCUGAACGUAGUCAUCGGUGGCAGAAUCCUUCCCAGCCUGAAGACCUUAGUACAGACUCCCAGUAUACAGGUCGUGUUCAUGUUGAAACAGAGAGAGGACGCUCCACUCUGAGAAUCUCUGACCUGAGAGAGAGAGACUCAGCUGAGUAUCACUUCAAAUUCAAGACACCAAACUUUGAGUGGAGGAGUAGUUUACCUGGAACAACUCUGACUGUCACAGAUCAAGAUCUGCAGGUGCAGGUGAUCUGGUCUUCGACUGGUCCAAAGCUGAUUUGUCACAGCAGCUGUCUUACUGACCGCUCUUCCUUCCUUUGGUACAAGAAUGGAACAAUGAUUCAGGGAGAAACAUCUCCUUCUUACGGAGGUCAGGUUGAUCCUGCAGACAGCUAUUCCUGUUCUUACCAGAGAUACCGCUCUACUCCAGUGUAUGCUCCGAAGACUUUCUCUGUGUCGAGGACUCCCCCUGGUGACAUUAUGAAGAAUGAUUCAGUGACUCUGACCUGUAGCAGUGAUGCUAACCCAGAAGCUAAAUACACCUGGUACAAGGAGAACCAAAAACUGAUCAGUGAAGAACCACAGCUCGUCUUCAGCUCCAUCCAGCCCUCUGACUCUGGACAGUAUUACUGUACAGCUCAGAAUGAGCUCGGGAGGAGGACAUGUGAAUCUGUAUUUAUUAAUGUGAAUUAUGCUCCAAAGCUUCCCUCUGUGUCAGUGAGUCCAUCUGCUGAGAUAGUGGAGGGCAGUUCAGUGAAUCUGACCUGUAGCAGUGAUGCUAACCCAGCAGGUCAAUACACCUGGUACAAGGAGAACCAAACACUACUUCAAGGACCAGAGAGCAUCUAUCAUUUCCCCUCCAUCAGCUCUGAGGACAGAGGCAACUACCACUGCAAGUCUGAGAAUCAGUUUGGACGGACCAACUCUACGUCUCUACUCUUAGAUGUCCAGUAUGGUCCAAAGCUUCCCUCUGUGUCAGUGAGUCCCUCUGCUGAGAUAGCGGAGGGCAGUUCAGUGAAUCUGACCUGUAGCAGUGAUGCUAACCCAGCAGCUAACUACACCUGGUACAAGGGGAAUGAAGACUCACCAAAAGCAUCAGGACAGAUCUUCACCAUCACUGACUUCAGAGCUGAACACAGUGGGAAUUAUUACUGUGAAGCCCAGAACAGAAGAGGACGUCAGAACUCCACCUUACAUCUGACUGUUGUAGCAGAUAAAUCAACAAUAACACUGAUAACAAACAGCAUCAGGUUGACUCUGGUGGGGGUUGGGGGGCUGAUUCCUCUGCUGCUUUGUUGUCGCAGGAUGAGGAAGAAGAAAGCUCUGAGCUCCACCACUGAACCAAAUGAACCCAUAGAGACUGUGGAGUUAGACUCUUGUCCUGAGUAUGAGGACAUCUCAGAGACUGCAGCACAGACAGAAGACCCAGAGGAGCAGGAAGACCUGGUGUGAGGGGGGGAUUCUGAGAAAGAACUCAUCAAAACUUUAUGUGGUUUUCUUCACAUGCAGUCAAACCAGAGGGAGACUCACAUGUAGGAAAACAAAAAGAAGUCUUUAACUC